ACACACACACACUCACACACACACACACACACACACACACACACACAUAUAUUGUAUCGAAGGUACGCACGUACGUAAAAAAAAAAUUAAAUUAAAUCGACAAAAUGUUUAAAUUGAAUUAAAUCAAAACCCGUUUGGAAUAAGAGUGCGUUCUCAUCGCGAGUGUAGUCGUGUCGGUUGUUUACUACCAUUAUGCAUUUGUGAGUGCGCCCGUGCGUGUGUUGUGUGUGCAUGUGUGUGCGGUGCACUCGGUUCGAACUCGGCCGCGUGUGAAUGCGAGUGCGUGUAGUGUACAUCGCUGCCGUCGCUUCGAAAGUGUACUUUCCGUUAUCGCGGUGGUAAUAAUCAUAAUAAUAAGACCGUAAAGACGACGACGUCGAUCACCCCCAGACGCCGUCGCGGAAACCGGUGCGGUGCGGUGUGGUCCGGGCGUGUGGCCUGAGCUCCGCAGCCGCCGCCGCCACACACCACCGUCGUCGUAUAAUCAUCAUCGGGCGCCGUAGCGAUAAGUUCGGCGCGCGGUGACGGUGAAGACGUCGACGACGACGACCGUAACGACGUCGUCGACGACCACGACGACGGCUACGACGAUAACGACGACGAUACCGCUGCGUUCAUUGUCGCCGGCGCUGUAGCAGCCGUGGCAACGGUCAAUGGACGAUAGCCGGCGCACCGGCCCGACAAUAAGAUGACCGCCGGACUCGAUGACCUCGAACUCCUAGCAAAGGUUGGCGGCGGAGAAGGAAGUCGCUGCGGCCGCGGGACGUGACUGCAUCGGGUCGGCGGGAACAUCCGCCGGCAUGGGGAGGCCGCGGUCCCACCACCAUCAUCACCAUCACCACCAUCAGCAGGCGGACGCGCCCCCUGGGCCGUCGUCCUUGUUCCUGUUCAGCACCGACAACCCCGUCCGCCGGUACACCAGGUUCAUCAUCGAAUGGCCUCCGUUCGAAUAUGCGGUGCUGUUAACCAUCAUAGCCAACUGCGUGGUGUUGGCUCUGGAGGAACAUCUGCCCAGGGGAGACAAGACUGUACUUGCUAAGACUUUGGAGGCAACCGAACUCGUUUUCCUAGCAAUUUUUUGCGUCGAAGCGACUCUCAAAAUAUUAGCUUUAGGUUUUUUACUGCACAGCGGCUCAUAUCUUCGUAAUAUAUGGAACAUUAUGGACUUUUUUGUAGUUGUAACAGGAUGUAUAACACAAAUACCGUCAGCGGCAAACAUGGAUCUGCGGACGCUGCGAGCGAUCCGGGUAUUGAGGCCGCUCAAAUUGGUCUCCGGAAUUCCAAGUCUGCAAGUUGUACUGAAGUCCAUCAUCAAAGCGAUGGCACCGCUACUCCAGAUUGGCUUAUUGGUGUUAUUUGCUAUCAUCAUAUUUGCAAUCAUUGGACUGGAGUUUUACUCCGGAGCGUUGCACAAGACUUGCUACAAGUUGGAUAAUCUGAUUGCGAUGGAAAUCGAGGGACAGAACCCGGCGCCUUGCAACUCGGACUCGGAUUCAAACGAGAGCACGAAGCCGUACAACGCGUACUUCUGUGAUAACACGACGUCCACGUGCAUAGAGAACUGGGAAGGUCCCAACUACGGGAUCACGUCGUUCGAUAACAUCGGACUCGCCAUGCUUACCGUUUUCCAGUGCAUCACCAUGGAAGGGUGGACUACCAUUCUGUACUGGAUGAACGAUGCAUACGGCGUGUUAUUCAAUUGGAUAUAUUUUGUACCACUUAUUAUUCUAGGUUCAUUUUUUAUGCUCAAUUUAGUUCUUGGUGUGCUUAGCGGAGAAUUCGCUAAAGAAAGAGAAAAAGUCGAAAACCGGCAAACGUUUUUGAAGCUACGGCGACAGCAACAGCUGGAACGCGAGCUCAACGGUUAUGUUGACUGGAUAUGUAAAGCCGAAGAGGUUAUCCUGGCCGAAGAACGAACCACAGAUGAAGAGAGAAGACAUAUAAUCGAAGCAAGAAGAAGAGCUGACAUAAAAAGGAAAAAACUGAAAACCUUGGGCAAAAGCAAAAGCACCGAAUCUGAAGAAGAGUGCGAGGAAGAAGAAGCCGAUGAAGUGCUUGGUAAAGGCAAAAAAGGUUUUCCACGUACGCCAACGUUCAAAGACCGAAUGCGAAAAAAAGGCGUUUGUGCUUCCAUGUGGAGAGCAGAAAAACGAUUUAGGUUUUGGAUCAGACGCAUGGUAAAAGCGCAAUGGUUCUAUUGGUUCGUCAUCGUAUUAGUGUUUUUUAAUACAGUGUUCGUGGCCAUCGAACAUCACAAACAACCAGAAUACAUAACGAAUUUUGUCUUUUAUUCUGAGUACGUAUUCCUCAUGCUCUUCAUGGCUGAAAUGUUCAUUAAGAUGUACGCGCUUGGGAUACGAAUAUACUUUGAUUCCGCAUUCAACCGUUUCGAUUGCGUCGUAAUCAUGGGCUCUAUAUUCGAAGUCGUUUGGUCUGCCGUCAAAGGUGGUUCUUUCGGUCUGUCCGUGCUGAGAGCACUUCGGUUAUUACGAAUAUUCAAAGUGACAAAGUAUUGGUCUUCGUUGAGAAACCUCGUGAUAUCGUUACUCAACUCCAUGAGAUCAAUCAUAUCGUUGCUUUUCCUACUGUUCUUAUUCAUACUAAUAUUUGCACUGCUCGGUAUGCAGUUGUUCGGCGGACAGUUUAAUUUUGAGGAAGGAACGCCCCCGACAAAUUUCAACACAUUUCCAAUAGCUCUGCUAACCGUGUUUCAGAUUCUAACGGGUGAAGAUUGGAAUGAAGUCAUGUACCAAGGCAUCAGAAGUCAAGCCCAGACUCAAGGUGGAGGGAUGAUAUAUGCUCUAUACUUCAUCAUCUUAGUAUUGUUUGGUAAUUAUACACUGUUAAACGUGUUCUUGGCUAUUGCCGUUGAUAAUUUAGCAAACGCGCAAGAACUAACAGCUGCCGAAGAAGAACAAGAAGAAGAGGAUAAAGAGAAACAACAACAAGAGCUUGAGAAAGAAAUGGAAGCAUUACAGAUGAGUACUGACCCGUCCAAGAUGGAAAUGAUACCAACAUCGCCAUCGCAAAAUUCCAGUGUUUCACUUAUCAGACACCACCGAAAACAUCAUUUGGAUGAGCCUGACAGCAAAGUAGAAGAGGAAGAAGAAGACGAAGGCCCAAAACCUAUGCUACCGUAUUCGUCAAUGUUUUUACUGUCACCUACCAACGGUAUUAGAAGAGCUGCCCAUUGGAUCGUUAAUUUGAGAUAUUUCGAUUUUUUUAUUAUGCUGAUUAUCAUACUGAGUAGCGUAGCAUUAGCCGCUGAAGAUCCAAUUAACGAUGAUUCAGAUUGGAACAAUUAUUUGGACGUAGUCGACAACGUAUUCACAGUGAUUUUUGCCAUAGAAAUGAUACUGAAGAUAAUCGAUUUGGGAGUGAUUUUACAUCCCGGUUCGUAUCUUAGAGAGUUUUGGAAUAUAAUGGACGCAGUGGUGGUCAUCUGCGCAUUCGCGUCAUUCAUAUUCCAAAAAGGUGGCGGUUCCGUUGGUACAAACCUGUCAACCAUCAAAUCACUCCGUGUGCUGCGAGUAUUGCGGCCAUUGAAGACCAUCAAACGCGUACCCAAGCUCAAAGCGGUUUUCGACUGCGUGGUGAAUUCGCUGAAGAACGUAAUCAACAUACUGAUUGUGUAUAUACUGUUUCAUUUCAUCUUUGCCGUCAUUGCCGUUCAGCUGUUUCACGGAAAAUUCUUCUACUGUAACGAUAGCAGCAAGUCCAUUAAUGAUACAUGCCAGGGUUAUUAUUUCAAAUACGAGGCUGGUGACACGGAAGACGUGAAUUCACAAAAGUUCAUACCGACUUCAGAAAAGAGGAAAUGGGAUAAACAGGAUUUCUACUACGACAAUGUGGCCGUGGCUAUGUUGACACUGUUCGCCGUCCAAACGGGCGAAGGAUGGCCCCAAGUGUUGCAAAAUUCGAUAGCGGCCACGGAAGAGGACCACGGACCCAUACCGAAUUACCACAUCGAAAGGUCGUUGUUCUACAUAAUUUAUUUUAUCGUGUUUCCUUUCUUCUUCGUCAACAUAUUCGUCGCGUUGAUCAUUAUUACGUUUCAAGAACAAGGAGAAGCCGAACUACAAGACGGUGAAAUUGACAAAAAUCAGAAAUCAUGUAUUGAUUUUACCAUACAAGCGAGGCCGCUGGAGAGGUACAUGCCAAAAGACAGGAACAGUAUGAAAUACAAGAUAUGGCGUCUGGUAGUGUCGACGCCGUUUGAAUAUUUCAUCAUGAUACUGAUCGUCUUGAACACGCUGUUACUUAUGAUGAAGUUUUAUCAACAAAAAAAAUCCUACAAGACUGCUCUACAUUACAUGAACAUGGUGUUUACUGGCAUGUUUACCAUUGAGUGCGUGCUCAAAAUUUUGGCGUUUGGAGUCAGGAAUUUUUUUAAAGAUCCGUGGAAUAUUUUCGACUUUAUUACGGUCAUUGGAAGUAUCGUGGACGCGCUGGUCAUCGAAUUUGGGGAACGCCUCGUAUAUCUGUACCGAACUGUGUUCGAGAAAGAUAUAGUCAAAGCACCAAAACUGCUGUUCGGAGAAGUUGUGGAGGAAAACUUCAUAAACGUCGGAUUUCUCCGGCUCUUCCGAGCCGCCAGACUGAUAAAAUUGCUCCGGCAAGGAUACACGAUACGGAUAUUGCUCUGGACGUUCGUCCAGUCGUUCAAAGCCCUACCCUACGUGUGUCUGCUGAUUGGCAUGUUGUUCUUCAUAUACGCUAUCAUUGGGAUGCAGAUUUUUGGCAACAUCCAGCUGGAUCCCACUACAGAAAUCAACAGGCACAAUAAUUUCCAAACUUUUGUUCAGGGUCUAAUGCUGUUAUUUCGAUGCGCCACGGGCGAAGCAUGGCCGUCGAUCAUGUUGUCGUGCAAUCACGGUAAAAUGUGCGAGGCUGGUGCCAAAAAGGAGGAUAAUGAUUGUGGUUCAAAUAUGGCCUACAUGUAUUUUGUGUCAUUCAUAUUUUUCUGCUCGUUUUUGAUGUUGAACUUGUUCGUGGCAGUUAUCAUGGAUAACUUUGAUUACCUAACCAGGGACUCAUCGAUUUUGGGAGCCCAUCAUCUGGAUGAAUUCGUUCGGAUCUGGGCGGAAUACGACCCAAAUGCCACGGGAAAGAUACACUAUACCGAAAUGUACGAUAUGCUCAAAAACAUUGACCCGCCUUUGGGUUUUGGCAACAAGUGUCCCAAUCGUUUGGCAUACAAAAAACUCAUCCGGAUGAACAUGCCGGUUGACCAGGAUGGUAAGGUGCAGUUCACCACAACGCUGUUCGCGCUUAUCCGGGAAAACUUGAGCAUAAAGAUGCGAUGUGCCGAAGAAAUGGACCAGGCGGACGAGGAAUUAAGAGAGACUAUUAGACAUAUAUGGCCGUUACAAGCUAGAAAGAUUUUGGACCUUCUCAUUCCGAAAAGCGAUUGUUUGAACGCCGGAAAAUUGACGGUAGGCAAGAUAUAUGCAGGUCUGUUGAUUUUAGAGAGUUGGAAGUCCACGAGAUUCGGUCAGGUCGAAUCAUCGAAUCCACAGGACAUUGCAGAACAUAGUUCCCCAGAGCCGCAUUCAUCAUUUUUCACGUGCCUGAUGGAGGCCGCCGGUGCGACAAAUUGGAACGCAGAACGUGGACAAGACGAAGACGAAAACAGCUGUUUGCUGACUAGGAACAACUCCAGGAGCCGGUCUAAAAAGCGGUAUAUAACGCAAUCCAAACGUUUGAGGAGGAGACGUGGCGAUAUUUUAGAAAAGGUGAUGGAGCUGACAGAUGUGGUGAUUUCAUCGCGCAGACCAUCCGAAGAUUCCAACUCCGACGGGCAACAGCCCCAGCACCAGGGUAUGCACUUACAUCCUGGUUACAGACAACAGAGAUCGCGAUCACCGAGCAUACGUAGAGAGCGUCAUACCCCGUCGCCAAUCAGAAGAUACCAUCACCACUACCAUCACCACAGUCAUCAUCCACACGAGAUCGGCUUCAGUGACACUGUUUCCAACGUUGUUGAGAUCGUCAAGCAAUUGGAUCAUCGUCGUCAUCCUAGAGGUUCUUGGUCGGCAUCCACGAGUCCGGUCCGUUCACCCAGCCCGGACAGGUCGGAGAGCGGCCGCACGUAUUACGGCACCACCAGCCUGGACCAGCGAUCGCGUUCUCCGUCGCCGGUGUCCACGAAUGGCAGCGGCCGGCACCAGCACCACCACCAACAACAGCAGCACCAUCACCACCAUCAGCAUCAUGGAGGCGGCGGCGGCGGGGCGUCGGCUUCGUCGUCCGCCGCCGCCGGGCCGACGUCAUCGAGACAGCAACAGCACCAGCACGUCAUGCAGCACCAACAAACGGCACCGUCGAUGCCGUCGUCGUCGUCCGUAUCUCACCACGGUUCGCAUCACCCCCCGUCGUCGCUGUCGGGCGGCGGCGGCCACGCGACCUCAGUGUCUGCAAUGAUGACCGGGGCGGCCGCGGUGGCCAUGACGAUGCCGCCGCCGUCCGUUCUGGUCAACAGCAGUUACCCCGUACUGGCCGUGGCCGGUUGCAACAGACGCCGGUUGCCGCCCACACCCAACAAACCGUCGUCGCUGCAGCUCCGGCCGCCGCACCACUCGGCCUCGAUAAAUUUUCCGAAGCUGAACGCGUCGCCGACGCGUGGCCAACCGGCGGCGUUGCCCAAACCACCGCCCGUGGCUCUGUCGUCCACGUCUACUGCUGCGGCCGUGGCCCGGCAGAGUAUGGCCAUGACGGCCAUGCCACCGCUCAGCUUCGAGCAGGCCAUGUCGAUCGGCCGCAGUGGCCGGCUACUGCCGUCGCCGGUGCGCAACGGGUACGCAUCGUCGUCGUCCAAGCAGCAGCAGCAACAGCAGCAGCCGUCGUCGUCGUCGUCGGUGUCGGCAAUCAGACGGCAAAAGAACGGUGGCGGUGGCCGGGUGAGCAGCCGGCACAGCGAUUCGGACGAGGACGACUGGUGCUAACCCUUACUGUCUGGUAGUGGCCGCCGCCGCUGCCGCCGUCGCCAUAAUGGCAGCAGUAGCAGUAGUAGCAGUGACGACGACGAAAGACUUAGCAGCCGCCAACGACGACUGUCGCAACGACGCAAAACGAUGUUCAGAUCGUUUCGGUCGCCCGCAUCACGUUCGCUCCGACCAACGAUCGUUGCAUCGUCCUCGUCCUCGUCUUCGUCGUCGCUGUUGGACUACUCCUCUCAUUCUGCUCCGCCGCCGAACAAGCAGCAGCGGUAGCCGCCGCUGCCACCGCCUAAAAUUUAUAAAUAUUAUAUAUUAUUAUUAUUAUUACCUAAUUACUAUUAUUAUUAAUAACUAUUUCCGUAAAAGAAAAACGGCUCGUUAUUUUGCGCGUACUCUCGUCGUUUUUUCGAUUUUGAUUUUUUAACGUACCCAUUAACACGUGUCAUCUCGAUGGCGUACGUAAUUUUGUUAAGAGGUUGAUAUGAUAUUAUAUUUAGUGGAUAAAUAAUAUUGUAUUUCCACAAAGUGUUGGUUUUUUAUUUAAUUUUAUAACAUUAUCAUGAACGUAUUUUUAUUAUACAUAAAAAUACUAAUAAUUGUAUUACAAUCGUCGCGCAGUUUCUGUUCAGAUUAUAACAUUAUUAUAAUAUGUUUGUGUGUAGGGAUACGUUUAUAUUAUAUUAUACAUACAUUUUUUUUUAUGGCCGGACAUUCCCUUCUUUUCACUUCGUUGUCCAUCCACCGUUUCCCCACACAAAUGCCACCGAUCACUAUAAUAUACUGUCGUCGUGUUCAUAAAUAUACACACAUCACAAGCGUCUUAUUAUUAUAUUGUAUAUAUAUAUAUAUUCAUAUAUAUAUAUAUAUAUAGUCGUGUCUCGUUCUUAUUGAUCUACUCUUUACAAUCAUAUACAAAUACAGUACACACACAUACACAUACAAUAUCGAAUUAUAUAUUAUUAUCAUCGAUCUGUUGAACUUAAGAGUUUAUACAAAAAAAAAAAAAAUCGUUGUAAAUGACAUCCUGAUCCGCGUGAAUAAAAUCGUAUUGUCUAAUAAAUUAUAUUAUACGUACAAUAUUAUUGCUUACUUUGGUUUUAUCGACAUGCAAAUUAUAUAAAACGUGUUAUAAUAUUAAUAUGAGAUAUAUAUUUUUUAAAAAAUCCACCAUUUCAUUCGCAUCUAUUUAUUGUUUUUAAUUUUUCUUUUCCAAACUCUACAUUGUGUCAAAUCAAUUGUUAAUACUCGGAAUUCGAAUGUACUUACAUUUAUUGUUUGCGUAUUUGGAUUUUUUCUGCCGUUAUCGUAGUUCUCACACUUCGAUAACUGUUAACGUUUUUUAAUAAUUUACUAUAUACGCUCAAUGUACUUAAAUAAUAAUGUAUUGUAUUAUAAUUGCAUUGCAAACAUUUACUCUCAUUUUUGUCGUUCAAUAAGUUUUGGGAAAACUAAAAGUAUAACCAUCACUGACGGCUUUUUUUUUAUAAUACUAAUGCUAAUUUUUUUCUCGAAACUGCGCAAUUAAAGGUCUUUUGACCUUUUUUAGGGAUUUUAUUGUUUGUGGUUAUAUUUUUUUAAUAUAUUAAUUACGCCGUACAUUUUUGUGAGUAUGUUAAUAUACAUAAUAUGUAUUCUUUAAUAAUUUGAAUCCUUACAUUCUUCGUAUCUUAAUUUUGAAAUAUUCAUAUUCUGCUAAAUAAUUUUAUAAACGUAUUACCAGCGUACCUUUUUACUUUAUAAAAUGUUUAUUGUAAAAAAUGUUACUUAUUAUUUUUGAUAUAUAAUAUAUAUAUAUACCGGCCAUUCAAUAUAAUAUCAUUGUUUAUUUCUCAGAAAUUCGAAUCGAACACGACAAGACGUAUCUUCUUUAUUUUGGUUAAUGAUAACAAGGGGAUGUCCGUGACAUAAUUCUCUGUCGUAUUUAAAAAACACUGUUAAAAAAAACCAUUUACUCGUUUUAUUGUAACGGACAAAGCGAAAAACAAUAAUAUAAUAUAUUAUUUAAUAACGUAAUAUUAAUAUUGUAUGACACUAUGUCACUAAAAAAUGUCAUAGACACGAUUGAUAUUAAUAAUUAUAAUUGAAGCUAAAAAUAUUCGAACCGUUUGAAAUGUUGGAGUUUAUUAUAGUCAUAUGUACAUCUUAAUCCGAAUUUCGCUUUGCCUAAAAGUACAAAAAGCGCUUAACUUGGUAAUACGCGUAUCAUUUUCCUUCGUUUAUAUCCAUAAUAAUAUCAUCUGAAAACGCUUUCGUAGACAGAGUUUUCACAAUCGUUCGAGUUUCUUUUGUGUGUGUGUAUGUUUAAUAAUUACCAUAUAAUAUAUUAUAUUUUGUGGUUUCUUCGUUUUGUACUUUUGGAGCGUUUAUUAUGUUGUUCAGUAUACUAUACUCUAUAUAAUAAUAAUAUUAUUAUUAUUACUAUUACUAAAAAUAUUGUACACAAUGUGAAUUGAUGUUGCGUGCGAACAUGUAAACAACUAUGUUGUACAUUAUAUUAUGUUCUGUUAUGUAUCGUGUUUCUCUUUUGUAUAUUUAAUAUAAUAUUGUUCCGUUUCGUUUAUUUUGUGUCAAUCGUUUCAUCUCGUGCGGUUUCAGAAACGUAGGUUUUAUAAACCAUGUAUUCAUAAUAUUAUAUUUCUCAUAUUAUAUUGUUUCAAUUUUUUCAAUUAUUAAGUUUGUUCAUUUCGUGCUCUUUUUGUUUUUAGCCUAUCCAUCUUCACACACUCACAUACACACACAUACAGGUGUAUUAAAAAAUAUCCAUUGAUCUUGAUUUAAACAACACCAUCUAGGUACCCAUUAACUUGAAUGACACGAUUUUAUUUUGUAAGUCUAGACGAAAUUGGUCAACAAAAGCAUAACAUAAAGUUAAUAGUGAAAUAAAUAAAGCAUUAGUCAUAAAUCAUAAUACUAUCAUAUUUUGAUGGAUUUUCAACCACCCUAUGAAUAAAUCUUGAUAUCAAGGCCGUAACUGAAAACAAAUUUCUGGGGUCCAACAUUUUUUUAAUAUAAAUACUUAUAUAAAACCCAACAUUAUACUUUAAAUUCAGCACUAAAAUGUUUCUACUUUUAGAAAUUCCCAGGGAGGUGUGGACUCAUGGACCCUCCCCCCAGUUACGGCCCGCGGCCUUGCUUGACAUGUAUUAAAUAAAAUCAUUAAAAGAACAUUAAAUAUCUGUGGUUUGUUGAAUAUCUUACCAUUUUUUUUUUAUUUGUUUGUGUUUUUGUUUAUUGGCGUAUACCUUUAAUUUCUUGUAGGAGCCUGCACCUUGUAAUAAAAUUAUGUACCUGGUGGUCUCGUAAAUCAUAAAUCAAUUCUGUAUGUAUAUUCAAUUUUUGCAAUUGGUGGGUCGUUUACAAAUUAUAUAGUAAAAUUUGUGUUUGCUUAAAAACCUAUAAUCGGAUUAGAACUUAUUUUCUAAAACAAUUGUAUCGAUUUCGAUCCACAUAUAUAAUAGCCCUGACUAUUUAUUACCUAAAUAUAAUAAAUACUUAAAUAUUAAACAAAUUAGGCAUAAUAGUAUGUUAUAAGAUGUAUAUUUUGUCCCAUAUGUUUAUCUCUCUCAUCCACUCUUUCUCUUUAUCUUUCCAAUUAUGUUUAUCUAUUUAUUAUCUAUCUUUAUAUUUUAUCUCUGUAUUUGUGAAUAAAAUGAAUUUGUACAUAGUAUAGAUUUUGUUUGAUUGUUAAAUUAAUUAAUUUUUUUUGUUUUUUAAUAAACACAAUUAAAAAAAAAUUUAAAAAAAACCAAGUACUAGGAUAAUUUUUCUAGUUGAUAAUACAUUUUAUUUCACACGGGACCAUAAAAUAUAAUGUUAAUUUUCAUUUUAAUUUUUUGCCGUCGUCUCAUCACCGACGUAUUUAUGUUUUAACUGCCAAUACGUUUUGAUUGUAAUACUAAUUAUUAUAAACGGAUCGUCGUGAAUUCAUAUUUUUAGGUGAUUUUUAUCGUUAAAUUUUAUCAUUCAAUAUUGUGUUUUAAACUGAUAAUUCUCGCAAGAUUUUUUGUUAUGUAAUAAAAAUACAAUUAUUAUAAUAAUUAUUACUCUCUUUAAAUGCUAUUUUAACAUAAUAUUAUAUACAUGUACUUACAUCAGAGUAACGCAUAUAGGAGCGUUAUUAAAAAAAAAAAAUCUGUGAUAAAACGACAAACCUGUGUAUAAUAUAUCUAUAAAUAAUAAUUUUGAAAAAAAAAAUGAUGUAUUCUAUUCCGUCUGAUAAUAUGAUAUUUUCCAUGGGAAUUUCAAUUUUAUCCCAUCAAACAAAAAAAAUUUAAAUUAUCCUAUAUGUAUACUAUGUAUACCUAGUAAUAUAUAUAUAUAUAUAUAUACACAUAAAUAAUACAUCUCUAACUCUGUCUCUGUUUCUCUAUCUCUCUAUCUCUCUCUCUCUCUCUCGCUCUCACUCUCUCUGUAUAUAUAUAUAUAUAUAUAUAUAUAUGUCUAUAUAUAUAUAUAUGUGUGUGUCUAUCUAUUUAUCUCUUUAUUACGCUUGCUGGUGUCCCUUCUGUGCUUGUUUAAAACAACACUUUGUCUUUGGCCAUUAAAAAAGUAUAUAUUAUAAUAUAGGAACAUAUUAUUAUAUAAAAAAAAUCAAUACAAUACCUGUUAACACUAAAAUAUAAUGUAAAUUAUUAAUAAUAAUAUUGUAAUCAAAGUUGCCUUAUUACUAACCGUAAGUUUCCGGUUGUAAUUUCCUUUUUUUGUUACAAAAUAAAAGUUGAAAAAAAAAUUAAAAAAAACUGUGUAAAAAAUUUAAUUUUAAGUAUUUAAAAAUAGUGUUAUCAUUAUACUAAAAAAAACUGUAUAAAAACGGAGGUGGAACGGGUAUAUUACUAUUUUUUUUCCAAUGUGAUUCAUAUAUUAUUACCUAAUUGUUUUAGGUAUUUCCUUUUAGAACAAACUAUUUUUUUUUUAGAUAUAUUUAAAAUGAGUUGUCGAAUUUUUUUUGUUAAAUAAUAUUUGUUGUUGUUACUUUUUCGACAAUCCGUUUUUCUAUGCUGUAUAACAAGACGCGCGUAGAUUUUAUCUUGUAAAAAAAAAUUUACUAAAAAAAAAAUAAAAAUUUAUGAAUACCAAAAAAAUUUCAUUUUUUUUUCAUAUGUCGUUUUUCAAUAAUAAUUAUAAUAAUAUUAUAUUAUACUACUACAUCAUUCCAUGUAUGCAUUAUUUGACUAUACUUAUAUAGUUAAUGUACAUUUUAUUUCUGUCAUUUUAUUUACCCCUCCUACAGAAAUAUACUU
This is a messenger RNA of Rhopalosiphum maidis (corn leaf aphid), 12178 nucleotides long. It is a transcript of the gene cac, whose product is annotated as voltage-dependent calcium channel type A subunit alpha-1. Bases 801 to 6944 code for a protein of 2047 amino acids. Gene Ontology annotation, biological process: calcium ion import across plasma membrane; chemical synaptic transmission. Gene Ontology annotation, molecular function: high voltage-gated calcium channel activity; calcium ion binding. The record is from RefSeq and is a predicted model, not a curated record. Lineage: Eukaryota; Metazoa; Arthropoda; Insecta; Hemiptera; Aphididae. The transcript has 41 exons. Gene Ontology annotation, cellular component: voltage-gated calcium channel complex; membrane.